CGCGGGGCGGCGGGCGGCGGCGGCGGCGGGGCGGCGGGCGGAUGGCGGCAGGCGGCGGCGCCGCCCGCUGAAGGCGAGGGAGCGAGGCGGUGGCGGCGGCGAGACGCGGGGCAGAGCGGGCGGGAUGCGGGCGGAGGAGCCGCUGGCGCUGGCGGCCCCGCGGGCGGGCGGCGGCGAGGCGGAGGCGGAGGCGCCGGGCGACGAGCGGAGCGGCGGCAGCUGCUGCAGCAGCGAGCGGCUGGUGAUCAACAUCUCGGGGCUGCGGUUCGAGACGCAGCUGCGGACCCUCUCCAUCUUCCCCGACACGCUGCUGGGCGACCCCAGCCGCCGGGUGCGCUACUUCGACCCGCUCCGCAACGAGUACUUCUUCGACCGCAACCGGCCCAGCUUCGACGCCAUCCUUUACUACUACCAGUCCGGGGGGAGGCUCCGCCGGCCGGUCCAUGUCCCCCUCGACAUCUUCCUGGAGGAGAUCCGCUUUUAUCAGCUGGGCCAGGAGGCCAUCGAGACCUUCCGAGAGGACGAGGGCUUCAUUCAAGAGGAGGAGAAGCCCCUGCCCCAGCACCACUUCCAGCGCCAGGUCUGGCUGCUCUUUGAGUAUCCCGAGAGCUCCGGGCCGGCCCGGGCCAUCGCCAUCGUCUCCGUGCUGGUCAUUCUCAUCUCCAUCGUCAUUUUCUGCCUGGAGACCCUGCCCGAGUUUCGCCAGGAGCCCAAAGGCCCCCAGCCCGGCUUCGGGGAGCCGGCGCCGCCCGGCGACGAGGCGCUGCUGCUGCUGCCGCCGCCGCCGCCGCCGCCGAGCGGGACUCCGCCGCCCCUGCGCCCCGCCGCCGGCGCCGGCCCCUUCUUCACCGACCCCUUCUUCCUCAUCGAGACCCUGUGCAUCAUCUGGUUCUCCUUUGAGCUCCUCGUCCGCUUCUUCGCCUGCCCCAGCAAGCCCGAGUUCUCCCGCAAUAUCAUGAACAUCAUCGACAUUGUGGCCAUCAUCCCCUACUUCAUCACCCUGGGCACUGAGCUGGCCCAGCAGCAGCAGCAGAAGCAGCAGCCCGGCAGCAGCAGCAACAAUGGUGGCCAGCAGCAAGCCAUGUCCCUGGCCAUCCUCAGGGUCAUCCGCCUGGUCAGGGUCUUCAGGAUCUUCAAGCUCUCCAGGCACUCCAAGGGGCUGCAGAUAUUGGGGAAGACUCUCCAGGCCAGCAUGAGGGAGCUUGGCCUUCUCAUCUUCUUUCUCUUUAUUGGGGUUAUCCUCUUCUCCAGUGCUGUCUACUUUGCAGAGACUGAUGACCCUGACUCCCUGUUCACCAGCAUCCCUGAUGCUUUUUGGUGGGCGGUGGUGUCCAUGACCACCGUGGGCUAUGGGGACAUGUAUCCCAUGACAAUUGGUGGCAAGAUUGUGGGCUCCUUGUGUGCCAUCGCGGGUGUGCUCACCAUCGCCCUCCCUGUCCCUGUCAUCGUGUCCAACUUCAACUACUUCUACCACCGAGAGACUGACCACGAAGAGCAAUGCCAGUACACCCAUGUCACCUGCGGCCAGCAGCAGUCACCCUUCUCUGAGCCCAAGAAAGGUGACAGUAAUCAAUCUCUCAGCAAAUCUGAAUUCCUGGAAGCAGAAGACCUGGAAUCCAUGAAAUAUUCCAACUUCAUUCCUCCCAACAACCAGGGUUAUAAAGAGAAGAAAAUACUGACAGAGGUGUGAUCAGUUUUGUUAUCCUGGGUCCAGACACAGAGCUGCAAGCUGCUGCACAGCCGUCUUCCCACUAGCAGCUGGAUCUAUUCAGCAUUUACAUGCCAGACUGUGAAUUGUGAUACCGUAAACAGAAUGAUUGUGAUAAUGGGCUCUUCUGUCCUGAUUUGCUGUUUCUCAUUACCGUGUGCAGCCAGAAAUGUUCUAGCUUUAUUCUGUGGAGUGCUAGCUGUCAUCCCCCACUGCCUCGUGAAUUUCUUUCUCUGUGUUUGAAGACUGCUUUAAGCCAAUAGUUGCUCUGAAACCUAGCCUUUCUACUCCACUAGCAGAGAAGCCCUGCUUCAGCUGAAAGAUUCGGCAGGGAGUAAAUGGUUAAAGGGGCUACAAACAUCUGGCUCAAGCUGUGCCCUUAGUUCCUGUGCCAGCGCAGUGCCCUUGGCUGUGGGAUCAGUCACGCCUGCCAUGCCAUUGCCUUUGAAUAAUGGAAACGCUGUAGCCAGCAGCACAGUGAGUUCUGCAGCUGUAGGGGAAAGUCAGCAAGCAGAUGCCUUCCUUCUUUGCAGUGCCUGGCAUGCUAAAGAUCCUCUUGGUUUGUGUUUUUAAAAAAGGUGCAUAGAUCUAAAAGCUCUUCGUUGCUUGUGACCAUAUACCAUUUAUCAAAAACAGACUUAGAGAAAUCAACAGGCUUGGUGAAGGUUCUCUGUGUUGAGCUUAUUUCAGCCUUAUUGAUGCCAGUGCCCUGAUGUUAAUAGGCUUUUAUAGUACCAACUUAAUUUUCAUAGUGGUAAGCGCCUUCUGAUGCAAGGCACAUUUGAGUAAAUUCAUUUGUUAUCUUCUCAGUUUAUCUCCACACAAUAGCGUUUAAUGAGAUGUAGUUUAUGCUUCAGAUAUCCAGUUCUGUAUUCAGGCAUGUGAGAGCAAUUGACUCCACUGCAUUUUUAUUGUGUUUGUAUAGCUGAGGGAAGUUUGCAUGUUGGUAUUUUGUUGACACUGCUGAAAACCCUCAACCACAGACAGCUGCACCUGUGCUGUCUGAAGAUUUCACUGAUUUAGCGGGUAACAGGCAUAAAUUGCCCCAGGGUAAGUGUGUCAACAUUUGAGAUUGAGAUUGGCACGGAUACAAACUUCCCUAAGCCAUCUGCACAAACCCAACAGCAUACCCCAGACUUUUCAAAUGAGGGGAAAAACAGCUAGCCUUGAAGAGAUGCUUUUGCUGUUUUACUGAUCUAGCCAGUUCCUGGUAUUUCAUGGAUAGAAGGCACAGCAAUGUCUUUUGCAUGCACUAGGUUUUAUGAACGCAACUUAUGCUAGCAAUGCAAAAAACGUAACUUAGCCUGCAGUGCUGGGUUUGCCAAGGGACCAGAGAUUUGCAUCUUAAGAUGCACAUUUUGCUUCCCAGAGCAUUUCAUUUUUUUUAAUCAGCUCUGCCUUACAUCUAACUUUAAAAUGUUUCAAAUGCUGCCAGUAGGUAAGAAGGGGAAAUGGAUGCUUUCAGAUUCUAUUGGCAAGUUUUCCUGCAAGGAAAAGUCUUUCUUGUUUUAACUCUAAGUGUGUAUUCUGCAUUCACAUGUGUGCAUGUGUAUGAAAGCAAAGGCAGCCAUUAAUGCCUUGCAUCAUACUGUAUGAUAUGCAUAUUAGAAUGUACUACAUAUUGCAUGUGACACAUGUAAUACAUAAACCAGACAUAAUAUCAAGAAUACAUUUUAUGUAUAUGUAUAUAUUAUAAUUUUCAACCAUAAGGGUAAAAAUGCUAAAGGUAUAUACUUUAAUAUAGUCAGAAUUGGCUAUAGAACUGGUUGUGAGAUGGGAUCUGUUUGCAUCUUUGUUACCCUGCUUGUUUUUCAUCGCCUUGAGAUCUGGCUCUGUGCCUAGAGUGCUUUUAUUGUGGCCUCUCCUCAUCUGGGUCCUGAUCGUACAGUAGAAGCUGUUUGUGUAAAUUCUAACUGCUGCAUUUCUCCAGAGUCCCGUUGUUUUCUCAAAGGUUUUUAAUACACAGGGAUCUCCCUUGGGGUCAGCGCACAACCAUUAUAUUAAAACCUCUGUUCUCUCUCUCACUGAAGUCACUAGCAAAAUGCCACUUGUCUCGGUUACUGCAGGUCAGUCUGGGAGACACAAGUGUGAUAUGUUGAGGGCUCUAUAGCUGAGAGGAGAUUGCCUGAAUACAUAGGUGCCUAAUUCCGCUGUGGUGCAUUGGGACUGAGGCAAAUGUCUGUGAAGGUCUGGGCCUUGGGAGCCAUUCUGUAUCCCUUGAAGCAUGUAACCAGCCAGUGGGUAAGUAAUCCUGGUGAAUAUGUGGGACUGAGGAAGGAUCAGCGUGGUGGCAUCUCUGUUGAUUUUGUGUAGAAAGUUGUCUUGGUCAUUGCGUUAAUUCAGCAAAAAGCUGUUGUUGUUUUUAGCUGUGUUUCAGGGUCACUAUAAUGAAAUCUUUUCUGUGAGCACAAGAGAGUGACUCUUCUUCAAAUUUUGUGUUGCUCUAGCAGAUGCACUAGAAACUAGCAAAAGAAUCUGCUAUUUAAGAGGGAUGUUUCAAGGCUGCUGCUGUCUCCUCGCAGAAUGCCCAUGUUUGGGGUUAUUUUAUGCCUGAGUGUAUCAGCUGAUAAAAGUUUCCCCAAAGUAAGAUAUAAAAAACUCAGGUUAAGCACGAGUUCAGGAGGAGGCAUGAGGCACACUGAGCCUACGUCAGAAAAUUCCCGUGCUCGUUUCUUCCCUUGGGCCUGACCCCAUUGCUCCUGCCAGGCAGGAGCCCUCCCUGCUCAGAACAGGUUGUUCUCCCAACCAGCAUGACAGACGGCUGGGCAUGGAGACUCCGGCAAGAAAAGAUGUGAAACAAAUUACUGGUAGUAUAAUCUCAAUGUGUCUUACAGAGAUGCUUUUGUAAAGAGAUUUCCUGCGCUCAGGUGAAAUUCAGCAGUGAGUUUCUAGCUGGAGUGUUGUCUGCCCGCAGGAAUGUGCAUGCACAUACGUGCAUACACAAAGCACUGGUGCAAAGGAACUUUGUUGCAAACAGUCAGUUUUGUGCAGUUUUUUGCGAUCCACAUUUUUCAGUUCUGAAAAGAAAGUGCAGAUGAAAAUGGGUAAAACAGGUGGUUCCUUCCUGGGUUUUCUGUGUUGGAGCUAAGAGAAAUAUAAAAAGCCAACAGAAACUUGGCAAGUGUAACCUAUGGACUUUCAUUUGGGCAUGUAAAUCCUUCUCUAAGCAGCUCCUGAAAAGCAAGGCAGUGAGGUCCCAGAGUCAUCAAUAACACUAUAUAUUACAGAACUUAUGGAAUUUGACAUUUUUAUUAAGGAGCCUUUCAAGUGACCGAAGUGACAUAGUGGCACCCGGGCCACUGACUUUACAGAGGACUCAUGUCACUGAAUCACAGAGAUGCUUUCAAAAAUCUUACCUCAAGUUCUCAGCCCUUAGCACUUACUCCUGGAUGUUCGAAAUACAAAUCUGUCUGUCUAGCUAUUUCCUUCUGAAGGCAGAGUGCAUCCUCGUGAAGCAAAGCAGGCACCUCCAGGGACUUGUUUCCAUAACAACCUCCCAGACUGUUUCUCUCUACCCUGUGACUGUGGCUACAAGCAAAAGCACUCGUUGAAUAUUUUUAGUUUUCAGAUAUUGGCACCUUUUCUUUACAGCUGUUUUCUCUCCUUACUGAAGAUGAUCCUUGUAUCAUAUACAACUGUUCUGUCCAACUCCAGACAGACAGUUAUCAGCAUUUGGAAGCGGAAAGUGCAAACCAGGAGAUGGGAAGGGAUUUUAUUUGUGUAUCCUUGCAUACAGAGAGGUGGGGAGUGUGUGAAGGACAAUCUGAGCACUCACAGUCAAGGAGCUGAGGGGCAACUGGCCUGUGAAUGUAGAGUCAUCUGGGUGCCCUGUGACAAGGAAUACAAGCUAAGGCAUCGCGUUAGAAAAACAGAGACUCCUCUUCCAACAAUCUCACUAGGAGAUAGUUUUGCUGUGGAAGAGACUAUUGCUCCUUCCUGAACCCUUGGCUGUGACAAUCAGUUCCCCAGAUAAUUUUCCCACAGGAUGUUUUGCACCAAAGCAGGACAGGGCAGAAAUCAUCUUGCUGGAGAUGGGGAAGGAAGGAAAGGAAGAAUUUUACUGAGGACACCUUUUUUUAUCCACAACUUACCAACUACAGGAAAAACUGUAAGCAGGAAAGGCAUGAAGAGCUGCUUUGUGAUAUUUCAAAGGCUACAUCACUGAUGGAUUCCUGGACGUACCUCCAAGAUGAAAUGCCUGUUCUGCUCUUGUUUGGAAAAUGUUGCAAUUUGGGAUUUUUGAGCAAUUUUCUGUUUUGGCCCUAUUCUUUUGAUCCAGCUUUCACAGAUAAAAAUUCAUUGCUAGAGCAGCUGUGGGGGCGAAGGGGACUGGACUUGGUGUUUUCUCCUAGGCCCCCUCGUUCAGCAUGCAGAGACCCCUAUGGAGAUAAAGAAGAAUGGGUAUAAAGGAAAUUCAGGGCAGCAAGAGACAGGGUAAGGACUGAAGUGUCUUCCAUACUGUGAUGGAAAGAAGAGCAUCAUCCCUAAAACCAAAGGAACAAACAGCUCCAGCAUCUGCUGCUAUAGCAGAGGUCCUGUUUACAUCAGGGAAGGAUCUGCAGAUUACAGCAGGAGUUAACCACAGCUUUCCCAAAAGCUCUCAUCUGACUUGAGUCCAAGCUGGAUUCUGGAUGCUGCAAGGCUGUCAUGCCAGGAUACUGCAAAAGAGAUUGUUGCAUCUGCUUACUGUAGAGUUGGUGAAGUUUCCCUGUGCACAGGGAAUACAACAUUUAUGGACAGGAAACUGUUUUCCUUGCAUUGUGAUUUUCUUGCUGCUGUUGUUUUUAAAGGAGUUAACACUGUCAGUUCCAGGAAACUGAAACUAGAUGUGAACAAUGGUUGGAGGGAGGAGGCAGGGAGAAUCCCAUACAAGAUUCAAAUGUGUCUCAUUUCUGAGAAAACUAAAUAAAUCAGGAUUCAAUUUCCGGUGGCUAAAUAGCAGCAAUUUAUGAGCUGUUCGUCAAAAGCCCCAGACAAGCACCGAGUCCUGUGGGAAGCUGGAAAUGGACACAGGGCACCUCCAGAAGACUCUGUUACUGAAACUUACUUUAAACCUUUUUUCAAGUGGAGGAUCCAGUUCUGGCAAAUGCAUAAGGUCAGCCCUUAGAAGAGCAAAUAGCUUUCUCUAGAGAAUUGAAAAAGUGGCCAAAGUCUGUCCAUUUGUUUGCCUGUCUUUUGGUCCUGAAUUACUGUGCUUUUUAAAACCGUGGUUUCAUAACUCGGAUAAAUGGUAGAUGUUUAAAAUAGCUCUACAAGUAAAAAAAUCAUCCUGUUCAUGCAUAAUAUCUGAUAUCUAAAGGAUGGGCCCAAACUAGAGGUAUUUCUUACUUACCUAUGAAGUGUCUUGCUUUAGCGUAUGUACAGUCAAUUCUUGUUGUGAACAUGUGAGUCCAUUGCCUGCCUUAAAGCAGGUAGUGGCUUAGUUUCAGUGGCUUUAGAGAGUUUCACUGAAAUAGCACUGUUCGUAGUCUUUUAUGUGAUUUAAAAGGCACAAUAGCCAAAUAGUUCUGAAAAUGUAAUAUAAUUGUACACAGCAUUCCCAGAAAAAGCUCUGAAGUCUUCUCCCAUUGCACCAUUGUGAUAAAAACCUCUGUUGCUUUUCAAGCUCUACAAGUCCACGCUGUGCCAUGCUGAAACUGAUGGAAAACCCAAUUAGCACUGAAAAGUGAAGGGCAGAGAGGGAUGCUCUGGCCUGGACUGCCCUCCCAUUGGCAGCGGCAAAGGUCAGCCGUGCAGCCAAAACUCCAUAAUCAAAGGUGGACCCUACCCUGUGCAUGUUUCCAGCUCUUUGCAUAGAAGAGUGGGAGGGUGGGAAGAGAGAAUUGGUUCUGGGAGGGGAGAGAUUGAGAGGAAGAGUGGAGUAAAGGGUACUCUGAGCAUGACAACUGGGAUUUUAAGAGGGUACUCUGAUGGAUGCAGGGCACCCAACUUCCCCAGGACCCCUUAUCAAUAGCACCCUGUACAUCUUUAUGAGUGACUUUUAGCCUGACUGGCAGUCAUCCCAGUCAAUGUGUGACUGAAAAGAGGUAGAAGGGAGCUCACUCCAAUUUGGCAGCUCUUGGCAUCUGUAACAGGCGAGGACUUUAAUACCUCCUCAUGGUUGCUGGCUGAGGGUCUGAUCCCCUGAUGACCUGUGACUUCAUGACUAUCUGUGACUCGAACAGGCUUAUAGGACUGGGCUUAAAGAAACUGUGAGGUGCCAGAUCCAAAGAUGCAUUUGGAGCAGGUCUGCCCAGUAGUCCUGAGCGUGGAUGUGAGCCCACAGUUCUUAGGAGGCAACGUUGGCUCCACGUUCGUAUUGUUUUUCUGCACAAACAAUACAGAGACCUACUAUAUAUCUUAGUGCAGGCCAGCUUGCAAUGUGGGACUUCCCUGAGUCACUGUCUACCUUGAUCUGUGUGGCAAAGCCAUGUGGCUGACUAUGGGUAGCCAGAGCUGCCAUGGACCCUUCUUGCAAGGGCAGUUGUCUUCAGACUCACCCUAAGUGCAGGCUGCCUUUAGAAAGGUGUGAAUAUGCUGCAGAAGUCUGAGAAGGUCAGAGACUUUAGACCAUACUGUGUGCCAGCACAAACAGCAGGGAUGUUAGUUUUCUUUUGCUGUGAAACCUUGCUCUGAUGCAUUAUUUCAAGGAAGACAGUUGGGAUUUUCAGGCCAGAUCAUGUGGUGAGCUAAGUAAUUCCAGCUCCCUUAUUGGAACUAGACUGAUUUACACAAAUCUGGUCCAACAUUUCUGAGAAAUUGUGGAUGGUAGGGUUUUUUUGUUUGUUUGUUGCACUGAAAACCUGAAGGCUUUCAAAUAAAGUAUGUGAGGUAAACAGAAUUUUUAGAUGGAGCAUUGAAAAUGGAGUGAAAAUCCAGUUUUCUGGAUUCAGACUUUGAGAAUACAAAUUCUUUGUAGAGAAUCCCACAUGUGGUGGGAGGAGAAGUUACUGGGCUUGAAAAUUGACCAAGAAGAUGGGACUCAACUGAGCUUUGAACAGCAAUCAUUGUCUUUAUUGGUGAUGCCAUAAUACAUGCUUGACUCAACAUUGCACAGGCCAGAACCUGAUGAAACCAUGUAACUAGAUAUUUGUGAUUGUUCCUACCAGUGUGAUCCACUGUUAAAUAGGCUAGACAUAUGAAUAAAAC
Molecule: messenger RNA, 8836 nt
Organism: Grus americana (Whooping crane)
Lineage: Eukaryota; Metazoa; Chordata; Aves; Gruiformes; Gruidae
Product: potassium voltage-gated channel subfamily A member 6-like
Exons: 3
Coding region: 125-1690 (521 amino acids)
Biological process (GO): potassium ion transmembrane transport; protein homooligomerization
Cellular component (GO): membrane; voltage-gated potassium channel complex
Molecular function (GO): protein binding; delayed rectifier potassium channel activity
Source: RefSeq, a predicted model, not a curated record